This is a messenger RNA of Argiope bruennichi, 1107 nucleotides long. RefSeq lists its product as uncharacterized. The transcript is spliced from 2 exons. Lineage: Eukaryota; Metazoa; Arthropoda; Arachnida; Araneae; Araneidae. The coding region runs from base 1 to 1107 and encodes 368 amino acids. Gene Ontology annotation, biological process: DNA integration. The record is from RefSeq and is a predicted model, not a curated record. Gene Ontology annotation, molecular function: nucleic acid binding.
AUGUAUGGUCAUAGAGUAUGCAUUCCUGAAAAGUACCAGAAUCAAGUUUUGGAAGAACUUCAUGUUGGACAUCCUGGAAUUGUCAAAAUGAAGGCCAUAGCUAGAAGCUACUGCUAUUGGCAAGGUAUUGAUGCCAGUAUAGCCAAUUUUGUUCAGAACUGUUCAGCUUGUAUCGCAACGAGGAACGAACCAGCAAGGAUAAAUCGACAUCCGUGGGAAUGGCCAAAUGGACCUUGGCAAAGGAUACACGUUAACUACGCUGGUCCUUUUAUGGGGAAAAUGUUUUUUGUAGUCUCUGAUGCAUAUUCGAAGUGGAUAGAAGUCAUUCCGAUGAAUAAUAUUACAGCUAGUCUUACAAUUCAUCAUCUUCGUAUUCUUUUUGCUCAUUAUGGAAUUCCCUUAACUUUGGUUAGUGAUAACGGCGCAAGUUUUACUAGUUACGAAUUUCGACAUUUUUUGAAACUGAAUAAUAUUAAACAUAUAACUUCAGCACCUUACCAUCCUGCUACGAACGGACAGGCAGAAAGAAUAGUGCAGUUGUUCAAAGCUUCGUUGAAAUCGAAUAGAGGUGAUUAUGGAGAUCUAAAUGUGAAAUUACGAAGAUUUUUAUUACAGUAUAGAAUAACUCCACAUUCCCUCACGGGAGAAACUCCGAGUGCCUUGUUUUUGAAGAGAUGUAUUCGCACUAGGCUUGAUCUUUUUAAACCAAAUUUGAGAGACAAAGUUGUUCAGAAACAGAGUUCGAGACUUGACACAAAAUCUAUCUUGCGUGAGUUUCAGGAAGGGGAGAAAGUAGCCAGACACGUAGAUCAAAUAAGGAAAUGUGGGAAGUCGAUUGAAUUAUCCCAAGCUGCUACUGAAAUUCCAAUUUACGAUAAAGAAUUGAAUUUUCCAGAUGAGCCAGUAUCCGAUGAUGUUGCUGAAUCGGAACCGCCUGCACCUGUACCUGAAGUUGUCCUUGAACCUAAGGACGUACCUGUAUCUGCCACUCCAAGUGAUGAUAUGCCACCUGGGCCUGUACCAGACGCUUCCGGAAAGCCCAAAACUGAUGUGCCACUCCGACGCUCAAACCGAAUCAGGAGACCUCCAGAGAGACUCGACCUGUGA